Kazachstania africana CBS 2517 is the source of this 1536-nucleotide messenger RNA. It is a transcript of the gene CDC14, whose product is annotated as phosphoprotein phosphatase CDC14. Gene Ontology annotation, cellular component: mitotic spindle midzone; nucleolus; centrosome. Bases 1 to 1536 code for a protein of 511 amino acids. Gene Ontology annotation, molecular function: protein serine/threonine phosphatase activity; protein tyrosine/serine/threonine phosphatase activity. Lineage: Eukaryota; Fungi; Ascomycota; Saccharomycetes; Saccharomycetales; Saccharomycetaceae. Gene Ontology annotation, biological process: regulation of exit from mitosis; microtubule cytoskeleton organization; protein dephosphorylation. The transcript has a single exon. The record is from RefSeq and is a predicted model, not a curated record.
AUGCGUAGAAGUAUCUAUCUCGAUAAUACUAUAGAAUUCCUGAAGGGAAGGGUCUAUUUAGGUGCAUACGACUACACCCCUGAGGACACCGAUGAAGUCGUCUUUUUUACUGUGGAAGAUUCCAUCUUUUACAAUAGUUUCCAUCUGGAUUUCGGUCCUAUGAAUAUUGGACAUCUCUAUAGAUUUGCUGUAAUAUUUCAUGAAAUAUUGAAUGACUCUGAUAAUUCCAAUAAGGCUGUCGUAUUUUAUUCAUCAGCAUCGUCAAGACAAAGAGCCAAUGCAGCAUGUAUGUUAUGUUGCUACAUGAUCUUGGUGCAAGGAUGGACACCACAUCAAGUCUUACAACCAUUGGCGCAAGUUGAUCCACCAUUUAUGCCAUUCAGAGACGCCGGUUAUUCUAACGCUGACUUUGAGAUUACCAUUCAAGAUGUUGUGUAUGGUGUAUGGAGAGCCAAAGAAAAAAGUCUGAUUGACCUACAUUCUUUCAAUCUGGAAGAGUAUGAAAAAUACGAACACGUCGAAAAUGGUGAUUUUAACUUACUAACACCGGAUUUUAUUGCGUUUGCUUCCCCUCAGGAAGAUUCCAGAUUAUCUGGGUUGAGUUACAAGAGUCAUUUGAAUCAACCUUUUAGAAGUGUUUUGAAAUUUUUUACUGAAAAUGACGUUCAAUUAGUUGUUAGAUUAAAUUCCCAUUUAUACAAUAAGCAACAUUUUGAAGAUGUUGGCAUUAAACACGUCGAUAUGAUUUUUGAAGACGGUACAUGUCCUGAUAUGUCAAUUGUCAAAAAUUUCAUCGGUUCUGCUGAAACAAUAAUAAAAAGAGGAGGUAAAAUCGCAGUUCAUUGUAAAGCAGGUCUUGGAAGAACAGGUUGCCUCAUCGGGGCUCAUUUGAUCUAUACUCAUGGUUUCACUGCUAAUGAAUGUAUUGGUUUCUUAAGAUUUAUUAGACCUGGCAUGGUUGUAGGUCCACAACAACAUUGGUUAUACUUGCAUCAAAAUGAUUUCAGGGAGUGGAGAUAUACUUCUAGAGUCUCUCUAAUCCCAAGUGAUACGAUAGGUGGGCUAUAUCCAUUGGUGAGUUUAGAUACAUAUCGUAUACAAAGGAAAAAACUGAAGGGAGAAAGUGGUAAAAAGGAUUCCGAGAAUCUUCGAGACCUUAAUAUGACACCUUCAAGGACGAACAAAUACACAAACGAAUCCAAUCAAUAUCAGUCAUCUGCGGUACCACAAAAUUCCCCCGGUCAGCCCAGAAAGACUUUCAAUGGUGCUAAUACAAUUGAAGAUUUACCAAGUUCUAAAUCUACAAAUAAUGAAAAUAUGAAUAUUGAUAAUAACUCAGACGAUGAAGCUAUGCAGAACGAUGAUAUCGCUGGAGGAAAACUUACAGAUGUCAGAACUGACGUGAAGUCACAAAAUGAGUCGGUCAUCUUGAGACAACUGCUGCCAAAGAAUAAACGUGUCGCAUCCGGUAGAAGAACCGCCAGUUCAUCAGGAGGUGUAAGAAAAAUGAGUGGUACAGCCGCCUCCAAAAGAUGA